AUGGCCAGGAGAGCUGGCGCGGUGACGUUCGAAUGUUCCUCUUCAAGCCGCACCUGUCGGCUGUCUGUCCUUCUUAACUUGGUUGCAUUGCAUUACUCCAUCUCCUGCCUCCAAAUCCCGGCAUGGGAAGUUGUGGAAGCACUGAGGAGCUGCUGGAUCUCCGAGCGGCAAGUGUGUGUAAAAUGGUGGAAGCUCGGGAGAUGGUUCUAUGGAUUCAGGAUGAUGGACGAGACUCAUUCUCGCCACCUCACUCUUGCAGAGCUCGCUACCAAGAAGGGUAUGGAGGUUCUAGGGGUCCUCCACAGACCACAGAGUCCAUGGCCUCAUUCAAGCACACAAAGUGAUUGA
Molecule: messenger RNA, 348 nt
Organism: Linum trigynum
Lineage: Eukaryota; Viridiplantae; Streptophyta; Magnoliopsida; Malpighiales; Linaceae
Source: the annotation of a GenBank genome assembly